Molecule: messenger RNA, 4064 nt
Organism: Vespa velutina
Lineage: Eukaryota; Metazoa; Arthropoda; Insecta; Hymenoptera; Vespidae
Gene: ena
Product: protein enabled-like
Exons: 9
Coding region: 219-2804 (861 amino acids)
Molecular function (GO): SH3 domain binding
Source: RefSeq, a predicted model, not a curated record
GGUGGUAGGAGUAACGAAUCUCGAGAGUCGGCAAUAUGGCCGGCCAGAUGUGCAGUAGCAGGGUGUCACGGUGGUGUUAGUGCCGCGCGUUAUUUAUGUCGAACUACCGAAAGUCUUGUCCGAAUCUCGCGUGUUUUCAUGGGAUCGGUGAUAUACUUUGUAGAAGCAGGAAUAACGCUUGCACGAGGGCAUAGCACACGCUUCCCGGCCAAGCAAAUAUGAACGAAGUGAGCAUAUCAUCCGCUCGGGCGGCGGUGAUGGUCUACGACGACGUCAACAAAAAAUGGAUACCGAGUGGUACCUCGGCAGGACUUUCCAAGGUCCAGCUAUAUCACCAUCAGGUGAACAACACCUUCCGCGUCGUUGGAAGAAAGUUACAGGAUCACGAGAUCGUUAUCAAUUGCGCCAUCCUUAAAGGACUGAAAUAUAAUCAAGCAACGGUCACGUUCCAUCAAUGGAGAGACAACAAGCAGGUUUACGGACUGAAUUUUUCUAGUAAGGACGAUGCCGACGCUUUUGCGACUGCUAUGCUUCAAGCUCUUGACGUGCUAAGCAACGGAAGCAACAUAUCAAGAAGUCUGGGUCCGGCAGUCGCACCGACGACUCAGCAGCAACCUGUUUAUCAGCAGCAGCAGCAGCAGCAGCAGCAGCAGCAACAACAACAGCAACUACAACAGCAGCAACAACAGCAACAGCAGCAGCAGCAGCAACAACAGCAACAGCCGCAGCAACAACAACAGCCGCAGCAGCAGCUGGCGAAUGCUCAGUACGAGGAGGACAUGGGAUACAGUCAAGGUCAUAGCGCGCGAGUCUCCUUGUCUUUGGGCCAUCUUCCUGCCGGGGGCCAAACGGGUCUCUCCGUGGGGCCCCCGACACCAACCCCCAGUCAUCAUCCAUCCGUUAGUAACGCCGUCACCACCGUCAUUCAGGUGGGCUGUUCGCGUGGCUCACCGGCCGAGGGACUCACGAGGACUAUGACCAGAGAAGACGUGGCGAUCAUUCAGGAGCGUAGAAUGUCCCAACAGAGUCAAGUAUAUGGAGGAUUAGGGCGUUGGUUUAAAAAAGGAAAUAAAAAAGAAAGAAAGAAAGAAAGAAAGAGAUUCGCUAGAACGUUGAAACGCUUCUAUACAGCAACGAACAGUCCGAGCGCCAUUUCACCGAGCUGUCCGCCAACGACGCAACAGCAGCAGCAACAGCAGCAACAGCAGCAGCAACAAUCGGGUCAUCAUAGAACGUCGUCCGCACCACCGGCGCCGCAACCUCAACAGCAGCAACAAGCCGCUCAACAGCAGACGCAACCGCAACAGCAGCCGGCGAUUCAGGGGAUGCAAGGACCGAUAGUCUCUACGGCCGGUGGUCCUUUAUCCGCUGGCGGAGGUGGACCUCCGGUACCACCACCGCAACCACCCGCGGCACCACCCGCUCCUCCGUGUCCGCCGUCUAUGAUAAACUUCAAUGCACCCGUACCGCCACCCCCGAUGAUGAUAAAUCAGUACGCACAAUCGCCAUCCUCCCAAACGCAAUCUCAAACGCAAUCGAUCUACGCGGCACAGAAUCAGGGUAAUCAGUACGGCGGAGGAGCGCCCGGUAACAAUCAGUAUUCGAAUCCAAACGUUACCGGAUCCGUCGUGGUCGUAGGUCAGAAUCCGAAUCAGUACGCGUCUGCCGGUCAGAACAGCUUUUACGGGAACAACGGACAGGGUAGUAACGUGUACGGUAGCGGUGGUCAGGCUGGUCAGACCAGUCAGACCAAUCAGUAUGCUGUGGUCGGCGGUCAGGGUACGCAAUACGGUGCCGGUGGCGGUAGCGGCCCUAACAAUCAGUACGCGAGCAACAGUUCGAUCGUUCAGUACGCCGCCGGUACAGCUUCGGCGGCUAGCCAAUACGCUGCUGCCGCCGUUGCCGCUGUGGUAGCUCAGCAACAAGGCCAAACGCAGUACGGUGUCGUGUCGCAACCACAGCCACCGUCUUACGUUACCGGACAAGUGCAGGCUGUCGCCAGCGCGAAUCCUUAUGGUACCCCCUCGAAUUCGGUGAACCAGUAUGCCAGCGGAGGACACCACGCGGUCGCUGCUAACGCUUAUGCUCCACCACCGCCUCCCAUGGUACCAUUGGCGGCUGGUCCCGCUGCUCCACCUCCACCUCCUCCUCCACCCGCGCCUAAUGCAAGUAAUCCCUCGAAUCUUUCCGCUUCUUCUUCUUCCGUUUCGACCGCCCCCGUCGUCGUAUCCUCGUCCUCUUCGUCCACCGUGACCACAAACAACGAUCCACCGCAACCGGAUGCCAAUUCUCUCGCUGCGGCCCUACAGGCUGCCAGGCUUAAGAAAAAGCAGCAGCAAACGCAGCCCGUCGAAAAUAGUGGUUCGAGUACCAGCAGUAGCGGAAGCGGAGGAGGUGGUGGCAAUUACGGGACGCUGGGAAGAGGCGGAGGUGGCGGAAUGGCUUCUAUGAUGGACGAGAUGGCGAAAACGCUGGCACGUAGACGCGCUGCCGUUGAGAAGAAGCAACCUGAACAACCACCGGAACCCGAAAGUUCGCCCGACAAGAAGUCUUGGGAUAAGAGCAGUUCGUCAAACAAUAAAUUUUCUAACGGAGCCGAAUCACCAAAGUCGGUUCGAAAAAGGUUUGGUUCCGCUUCCGAGGACACGCUUCUCAAAGUUAAUGGCGUUAACGAUGGUUCCUCAUUGACGGCACAAGAAAUGGAGGCAUUUAAAGCGGAGAUAAUUAAGGAAGUGCGCAAAGAGUUUCAAAAGAUGAAGCAAGAAAUAAUCGAUGCGGUAAGAACAGAACUGAGUAGAAGGUAAAAGACGACGAACGAAACUAAUCCGCACGACUAAAGGAUAUAAGGACGAGAAGAGGAGAGGAGACAGUGAAGGAGAGAGAAAGAGAGAAGAAAAGAGGGUGAGAAAGGGUGGGAGAGAGUAGAGAGAGAGAGAGAGAGAGAGAGAGAGAGAGAGAGAGAGAGAGAACGAGAGAGAAACGAAAGAUUUGAUUAGAUGAUAGCACGACCGAAGCAUUAUCGACAUUCACACAUACAGGUUUUUAUUACAUAUUUGCGAGAACGCAGUGUAGUUAUACCAUGUAUAUCGAUCAUUUGUGUGUAAGUACGUUAUCCUAGCUUAGUAUCUUAAGUGAUCGUGUACACCUUGGUUACCUAUUACGACAAAAAAAAAGGAAAAAAAAAGAAAAAAAAAAAAACGAAAAAAGAAAAAAAAAAUAAUCGUGAAAUACCGUUGGAUCAAUUGAGCCGCACAAUCGUUCAUAAUUCCAUCAUAAAUUUAGGAUUUUAUACGCACAUGAAGGCGAUCCAUAUCCGUUAAGUUAAAUGAUAAUCACGUUAAAAACGAACAAUUAUUCACGCACAGUACAUUCAACGUAAAUUACGUUAACAUUUGUGCAAAUACUAUAAUAAAACUUUUGUAACAUAUUUACAUAAUCACGGUGACUCGUGUAUACGUAUAAGCAAUAGCUUUUCAAUGGUUUUUUUUUCUUUUUUUUUCUCUUUUUUUUUUUUCUUUUUUUUUUUUUUUUUUGAUUUUUUUUUUCUAUCGAAUUUUCCCAUCGAGAAUAUAAUGAAAUUAAAGAUUAGCUCAAUUGACGCAACGCGACGACGGUUCAUUAUCAUAUAUUUUUUAAUCUCAUAUGAUCAAGUAGGAUUUUUAAAGCAUUUUGUAAUAACGUUAAGACAGAUAGAAUAACGAUCUCGUUAUAAACGAUAAAUGUACAGAAUUCAUUCACCAACGUCGUGGCACAUUUUACUCCUUGACAUAAUUGAAGAGAAAGAGAGAGAGAGAGAGAGAGAGAGAGAGAGAGAGAGAGAGAGAGAGAGAGAGAGAGAGAGAGAGAGAGAGAGAGAGCAUUUAGUUUCAUUUAGAUUUUCGCGUAAGUUUUGAAUGAAUCCAAUUGCAAAAAUACGUAUCUACGUCAGGACGAUACAUUCCAAAUGCGAACAGAAGAUCGAAGCGAAGUACUCUUUUGUUUGUCGUUUUGUUUUUUAUCUUUUGUAUUUUUUUUAUUAUUAUUAUUAUUUUUUUUUUUUUUUUUUUUUUUUUUUUUUUUUUAUA